Molecule: messenger RNA, 5076 nt
Organism: Adelges cooleyi (spruce gall adelgid)
Lineage: Eukaryota; Metazoa; Arthropoda; Insecta; Hemiptera; Adelgidae
Product: phospholipid-transporting ATPase ABCA3-like
Exons: 19
Coding region: 1-4887 (1628 amino acids)
Biological process (GO): lipid transport; transmembrane transport
Cellular component (GO): intracellular membrane-bounded organelle; membrane
Molecular function (GO): ABC-type transporter activity; lipid carrier activity; ATP hydrolysis activity
Source: RefSeq, a predicted model, not a curated record
AUGAAACUCCCUACCAAAUUUGAAUUUUGGUAUCAAAUCAAAGCGAUGACCAUCAGAAAUGCACUCAUCAAGCGAAGGGAAAUGAAGAAAACCCUCUCCGAAAUCGCGAUACCUAUUUACACACUGGCUCUGCUAGUGGCCAUUAAGCUGUUGAUGUCGAAUCCAAAUUUUCCGCCUGUAACAACACCUCAAGAAUCACCCGACAUGUAUAAUUACUUGUACGGAAAUAUCACUGUAGCGCCGGCAACAACAUCCGUCAAAGAAUUUUUAGCGAAAAUGAAUACACUGUGGAUGAACCGAACGGGAGAUGUAUUAAACUUUACUAUGUACAACGAUAAAAAAGAUAUUUUUGAAGUACAGAGAAAUAAUCCUGAAUCGGUUUACAUAGCAUUGCUGUUUGACUACCUCGAAAUCCAAAAUAACUCAAUCGGCUACGAAAUCCAUACGAAUCCGUUCUACGACUCAUCACCGUCGCCAUCAAAAUUAUACGGCUAUAGUCACCAUUGUCGCGUUAUAUCUGCUAAUAAGUUCACCAAGCGAUUUCUUCACAGACACCACCACAACAACGAACAAGAAGACGAAUCGUCGUGUCCAGCAAUUCAUUACAUAUAUUCAGGGUUUUUGGCUUUACAGACACUCGUUGAUACUACAGCGAUAUCUAUGGUGUCUAAUAAAACCGAGAAAUUACCUAAUUAUCGUUUCAUUUUGUUUCCCAAGCCGGCUUACACAGCAAGUUGGCUAUCAGUAUUCCGCAUGGCCAUUCCUCUUUAUGUGGUCAUCGCCCUGUCGCAGUUCAUCACUUAUCUUCUUGUACAGCUGGUCGGAGAAAAGGAAAUGAAAAUAAAAGAGGGAAUGAAAAUAAUGGGCCUGAGGGAAUUGGUUUUUUGGUGCUCGUGGUUCAACGUUUACGCUGUUUACGCUUUCACCUUGUCGUUUUGCAGCACAGCCAUACUAUACAUGUUGGGGAUUUUCAAUAACACUUGUUGGUUCUUAAUAUUUCUUUUGAUUCUACUGUACUCGAUAACGGUGAUUUUGUUCAGCUUCAUGAUCACUCCAUUUUUCAACAAGUCUAGAACAGCUGGAAUACUUGGAAACUUCGCGUUAAACUUGGUUAGUCUUUUAUACUUCUUGCAAAACGUGAUCAGUUCUACCAAUGAAAACAUUUUAUGGAUGCUCUCGUUAUUAAGUCCGUCUGGAUUUGCAAUGGCAAUCGACAAGGCUAUGACAAUGGAUCUUGACGGGAAGGGGCUGAAAUUCAAUAAUAUUUGGGCAGGACCUGGAAUCCCUUUUGGUGGCUUUCUUUUAAUGAUGGUCGUCGACGCAUUGAUUUAUGCAUUUUUGGCGUACUAUUUCACUAUGGUCGUGCCCAGCGAGUAUGGCCGUAAACGUUCACUGUUGUUUUUUUUCAAACAAUCGUACUGGUGUUCCAAACCACCAAAGUCAAUGGAGUUUGAUGAGAUUAACAGAUAUGCGGUAUCAAAUCCAGACUUCGAACCCGUACCGUGUUCAAUGAGAGAUCACACAGCAAUACAAAUAACCAAUCUCUGUAAAUCGUACAAAGGCUCGACAAAAAACAUAUUAAACGGCAUACAUAUGAACAUAUACGAAGGAGAAAUAACUGCAAUACUGGGUCAUAAUGGGGCUGGAAAAACAACGUUGUUUAACAUACUAACCGGACUUACAGAGCCGACGUCGGGUACAAUCAAAGUCUUUGGUUAUGACGUUCGAAAGCCUGAGCACAUCACACAAAUCAGGAGAACAAUUGGAGUGUGUCCGCAAUACGAUAUACUGUUCGAACGACUUACCCCUAAAGAGCACUUGCAAUUUUUUGCUGUUCUUAGAGGAGUGUUGUCGGACAAAGUUGAGGGAGAAGUACAACAAAUGCUUCAAGAACUGCAUUUAACAGACAAGGCUGAUAGUAUGGCGAAAACAUUGAGUGGAGGACAAAAACGUAAACUGUCAGUGGGCAUAGCGUUGAUCGGCAAUCCGAAAAUCAUUAUAUUGGAUGAACCCACUGCUGGCGUUGAUCCUCCGGCACGGCGACACUUAUGGUCCAUGCUCCAGAAAAGAAAAAAAGGAAAAGUGAUAUUGUUGACAACACAUUUCAUGGACGAGGCUGAUAUUUUGGCUAACCGCAUUGCCGUUAUUUCAAAAGGAUCUGUUAGAUGUUGCGGGUCAUCUAUUUUUCUUAAAAAUAAGUUUGGAAUCGGAUAUCAUUUGACACUGAUACUCAAUAACGAAGCAAAAGAAAAUUCAAUUAUACAAUUGAUUAAAGAAUAUAUACCGAACGCAGAACGAGCUCGACGUCACGGUCACGAGUUGUCUUUCAUUCUGCCACACGAUAGCGUUGGCAAGUUUCAUCUUCUGUUCAGGCAGAUCGAGACGGAAAUCAAAUGCAAUAACGGUUAUUUGGGUAUAGACAACUAUGGCGUAUCGAUGACUACACUGGAAGAGGUGUUUCUCUUCUUAGAACAGGGCGAACACCCUAAUGCGGGAAAACUGGCGUUCGAGUUAUUGAAACGCCAGUCUAUGACACCUAGCUCGAGUCGGAGUUCGAUUGGCUCUGUAACCCAAGCCGUCGGUUCAAGAUCAAGUACCGUUUACGAUUCCACCAAGUGGUCGACCACGGUGACUUUGCUAAAGAUGCGUGCAAAGAGAGUGAUACGAGAUAUUCACAAGCUUUAUGUCAUGGUAUUGUUACCGGUCGUGUUUUUGGCCACAGGAAUUAUAUUGAAUAAAUUAAGCCACGAAAACCAGCCAUUAAAAAGUUUAAUUUUAGACGAAGCCGUAUAUAAAAAUGAAAGCCGACUAAUUGUAUUAUCAGAAGAGUUUGAUAACUUCACCACGCUCAAAACUGAUUUGUACUCGGGCUCGUUCGCUGGUUUACUGGAACUAUCUCCCCAUCUAGGAGCAAUAUUACCAUACAAUAACUGCUGUCCUCUCACCACUCUUUCGAUAUACUAUAACGAUUCAUUUAUACAUUCAUUGCCAAUAAUCCUAAACUCAAUAUCUAGCACACAAAUCGGUGGUAAAAUCUAUGUGAAAACAGAGCCAUUUAAAACCGAAUACAAACAGAACGAAUUCAACUUCAGUAGAUGCUCGUCUGCGUUUUUCUUAGGAAUAGUUUUUGUAUUAGUUCCCGUGAGCUUGUCGUCUGAUUUAGUCUAUGACCGAGAGAUUAAAGCUAAAAACCAACUUCGAAUCAACGGCGUGACGUUUACGGAAUAUUUCACUUCUUAUUUUCUACUUUUGACGUUCAUGUUGCUCGUCAUCUUCUUUAUACUCUUGUCGCUUAUUGGGAUUUUGCGCGUCGAAGGCUUAGACACUGUCCCGGCUUUGUAUACCUUGGCAAUACUGUUAUUGGCCUAUUGUCCUACCGCAGUGCUGGCUACCGCCUGUCUAUCGUACUGCUUCGAUAAAACCGAUUCGGUCCAAUGCGUGUUGCCCAACAUCACGUCCCUGGUCGGCGGUGUGCCGUUCAUAGUUGUGGCUUCUCUGGACAUGUUGGGAGUGGCUAAGAACAUGGCCUUUGCCCUGCACGUGCUGUUCUCCUCCACCAAUUUCGUGUAUGUUCCGUUUUCCAUUGUGUACUUCGUAAACAGCGUGUACCGCGAAAACGACGAGCACGCGCCGUUCAUCAAAUAUGUCAACAAGGAAACGGUGGCGUUGCUGAUGGGCUGCAUAGGCCAGUUGCCGGUGUUGUCGGUAGUAUUGUUGUUUUUGGACUCGGCCGCCAAAAAGCCAAGGGACACUAGGCCCACGAUAGACUUACAAGACGACGGCGAUGACGACGUAAAAGCCGAACGCAGAAAAGUCAACGACAUUGUGAACGAACAAGCAGACUGGCCGGUGAUCGCCAUUCAGAACUUGAGAAAAGAAUACUUGAAUGCAAACACGGAAUCGAAUACAAACUGUCUCGUUCAAAAAUGCUCCGAUAAUAGAGACGAAAGGAGCGUAGCCAUUCGACAUUUAUCAGUGACUGUAGGUACAGGCGAAGUGCUUGGAUUAUUGGGCCACAAUGGAGCCGGUAAGACUUCAACGAUGAAAAUCAUUACUACAGAAGAAAGAGAAACGUCGGGAAAGGUAUACUUGAAGGGACAUGACAUUAGAGAGUCCACCGAUGUCGCUUGUAAAAUGAUCGGUUACUGUCCCCAACACGAUGCUUUAUGGAGCACACUGACAGUAAGAGAACACUUGGAGAUAUACGCCGCUAUCCGAGGAAUAUCCAAAGAUCAAAUUCAAAACAUUGUCGAUAAAUAUAUAAACGGCCUUCAAAUAGCCGAGCAUGAGCACAAACAAGUCGGUCAUUGUUCGGGAGGAACGAGACGGAAAUUGAGUUUUGCGCUAGCUAUGAUUGGAAACCCGAAGCUGGUGCUUCUCGACGAACCCAGCACCGGGAUGGAUCCCAGGUCCAAAAGGUAUUUGUGGGACGCCAUUAUUGGCAGUUGUCAAGGUUCCAAAGGCGCCAUACUCACUACUCAUUCGAUGGAAGAAGCUGACGCGUUGUGUUCCAAAGUCGGAAUAAUGGUAAAAGGCCAACUCAGGUGUUUGGGUUCGACGCAGUAUCUGAAAAACCUGUACGGCGCCGGUUAUACUUUGGAAAUUCGAUUGAAACCUCAUGGCGACGUGGACGAUGUAAAACAUUUCGUAAUGUCAUCCUUUCCAAACGCCGUACCAGAAGAAGAGUUUGCCGAUCGGUUGGUUUUUGGAGUGCCACAGUCGACAGUAGAAUCGUUGGCUCAUUGUUUCUUGUGCCUAGAAAACGCAAAAAACACCUACGAUAUACAAGAAUACAGUUUCAGUCAGACGACGUUGGAACAAGUGUACUUGAAGUUUGCACAUUACGAUGACUCGGAAAGUGGCAAAACAAAUGUAGUACAAACUUAGUGGUAGACAAUAAUUUAUUCACACGUGUUAAGUUGAAUAACUCUCAAUUGUAAAUGCGUCAUAACAUAUAAUAUCAAGGUCCCAAGGGACAUGUUAUUUCCCAUGAAUUUCAUUAGCACUAAUUUAACUCUAUACGUUUAGACACCUUUAUUAUAAUAUCUAGUUAGACUGAAAAAAUUUAUAGUAGAC